AGGAAUCUUCAUCAUACAAAGUAUCUUGAAACUCUAAAAUAAUUAACUAUAAAUUUUCUUUCUUUCUGGGUCCUCAAUUUGAAAACUCCACCACUAUUAAUCUAAUCCUCCUCACGUUUUUAUUUAGUAAAAUAUUUACCCUUUCUUCAAAAUUGAACCUUUGAUUAUUAAGCACUAUAUCGUCUCUUCCUCCAAAAAAUAUUUUUGUUUGUUUUUUGGGUUGCAGUGUAACAAAUCGGGGCUGCGGAUCUGUCAUGAAAGAUACUGUCAAAAGAUAUCUUUUUCAAUCCUGCUCCCGCUGCAUCUUUUGGUCCCAUUGUGACCCAUUUUUCUCUUCAAUUUCCCAAAAAAAAGGGACAAAUUAAGAGUUUGUAAAAGGUGGGAGGUGGGUUUCGAUUGUUUUUGUCUGUUAUUUUGAGUGUUUUUUCUGGUUGAAAUUGCAUUUGGAGAGAGGGGAAUAAGAGAGAGAUUGGAUAAACAUAGAAAGAAUGUUGGAAUUGAGGGCCAGCAGUUGCUUCCCACCUGCAAUUGUUGCUGUUUAUUCUACUCUUGCUUGUGUUGAUGCUGCUAUUGCUGUUUUUGCUUUCUGCCAGUUAGCAAGGAUUCACUCAAGAAGUUCGCUACUAGGUUGGACCCGCCAAAAGGUCUUUCAUCUCCUUAUUGGCCUCUGUAACUCGGGUUACUUUAUUUAUUUUGUAUUAACACUCAUCGCCACUUGCAAUGAAUGGUCAUGCUGGUCAAGCUCCUGUGGUUUUGUAUUUAUGGCAUUCCCUAAGAUCCUUUUUUUUGCGGCAUUCCUUCUCCUGCUGUCAUAUUGGGUGGAUCUUUGCCACCAUGCUGAUGAUGAGGAGGAUGAGGGUGACAAUAAUUAUCGUGAAGCUUUAUUGGAUAAGACAACAAAGGAGCCACAAUUUACAAUCAUGGAUAAUAGUCAAAGAUGCUUUCCUAUUCCAUCACUUCAUGUUGGAAGCCGCCAAAGAGUCGUUAUUUUGGUAACGGUCAUAGUUUUUGCUGUAAUGGUAGCUUUCGCUGUGCUAAUUUGGAUUGGGAUGGGAAAGAAUCCGAUUGAUUCAUCAACUGUUGCCCGGGUUUAUGUGGAUACUUUUGCAGUCGGACUUCUUCUUUUAGGAGGGGCAUUAGCAUGUUAUGGACUCCUACUAUAUUUGAAGAUGAGCAAAGUAAGAUCUGAGGGAGCUUCAUCUGAGAUGUGGAAGGUCACAGGUCUUGCUAUUGUUUCUGUUGUAUGUUUCACAACAAGUGCUUUAGUAGCUCUUCUUACUGAUAUCCCGGUUCUCUAUCGUUGGCAUCACGAGCGCAUUAAUGGUUUUAGUACCACUAUCUCACUGAUCUUAUUCUAUUUUAUAGGCUCAUCAGCACCCGCAGCCUUUGUAUUGUGGGUCAUGAGAGAACUACCACCUUCACGGGUAGCCAAUAGAGUCGAAGAAUCAACAAUAGUGACCUUCAUUAGUGAUGGAUCAACAGGAGUACAUAAUGCUCAACGCUGGACUACUGUAACCAGCUUGCAAAAUCAGAGUUCAAAAGCAAGCCCCAUCUAGUGUAAAUCAUGCCAAAAAUAAGUCUAGGUGAUAAUUUCUGGAUCAGAAUUUUGCGCUCUACUUCCUCAUGAAAAGUUGGGCAACGUGGCAUCCUGAGUUUUGGAAGAAGUUGAUUUAUGGCAUCAUACAGUUCUUCACUCUGUAGCCAUGCCGCUUUAAUUCGAUUAAUUUGCUUGGAAUAUCUGUACAUACAAGUAAGCCACUCUACCCAUCCUCGAAAAGUGAAUAAGGAUGAUUAGAGAAUGGCCGGAUGGGAAGCCAACCUCGUUCGCCUCUUUUUCCUGACAUAGAAAGAUGUCAAGUUUUGAAGCUCAACAUGAUGGAAUGUAUGGAUGGGUAAUUAUCAUAGUUCAUAUAUUUUUUUAUGUAGUUGAUGAUAACUGUAUAAUCAUUUGACUCAAUAGUCCCUGAAAUUGAAAGUUGUUAUGAAGUUGAGUACCCUUCAACUCUGAUGACAUGUUGACAUGCAAUCUUUGUUUUGUUCCUUGGAUUUUUAGAAUAAGAGAACGUCAUUUUAAUAAGAGAGAUUCAUUUGGUA
Beta vulgaris subsp. vulgaris (sugar beet) is the source of this 2094-nucleotide messenger RNA. RefSeq names its product tobamovirus multiplication protein 1. The record is from RefSeq and is a predicted model, not a curated record. The coding region runs from base 489 to 1556 and encodes 355 amino acids. Lineage: Eukaryota; Viridiplantae; Streptophyta; Magnoliopsida; Caryophyllales; Amaranthaceae. The transcript has 13 exons.